Messenger RNA from Cloeon dipterum, 3395 nucleotides. RefSeq names its product neuroendocrine convertase 1-like. Gene Ontology annotation, molecular function: serine-type endopeptidase activity. The transcript is spliced from 13 exons. NCBI's taxonomy places the organism in Eukaryota, Metazoa, Arthropoda, Insecta, Ephemeroptera, Baetidae. Gene Ontology annotation, cellular component: neuron projection; membrane. Bases 114 to 2045 code for a protein of 643 amino acids. Gene Ontology annotation, biological process: peptide hormone processing. The record is from RefSeq and is a predicted model, not a curated record.
AUCUCGCGGCGGCGGUGGAUCGGAUGGAGAAGUGGUGGCAGUUGACUGCUGGUUGCCAUUCCGUCCAGUUAGUUUUAAUUGCACUUGCCCGGCCACAAUAGGUCUGCAGCGAAAUGCGUGUUCAAUCAGUCCUGGUACUGAUUGCAAUUUACCGAUUGGUUGGAGCGCUCUAUGCAAAUGAGUGGGUCGUAAGGGUCCUCGGAGGUGUGCAAAUUGCCAGACAACUCGCCGACGAACUCCAUUACGACCUCGUCAGACAGGUCCUUGGCUUCGAUGAUACAUACAUAUUCAGCCACUCAAGCCAACCGUCGAUUGGAAAACGCAGCAACACCAACUUGACCCUUCGACUCUCCGACGACUUCAGGGUCGAGUGGGCAGAGCAGCAAGCUUGGCGGCGCAGAGAUAAACGCGGUAUGCUGGACAACAAAAUCCAGAGCCGGCGCCACUACUUCGGCUCCGUCGGCUUUUUCAACGACGAGCUUUGGGAGCACCAGUGGUACAUGCAAGACACGAGGACCGAGCCCGGUUUGCCACGACUCGACCUGAAGGUGAUUCCUGUGUACCAGAAAGGCAUCACAGGCCGAAACAUCAGGGUGGUGGUUCUUGACGAUGGCCUGGAGUUCCAACACACCGACCUUUAUCCAAAUUAUGACCCUGAAAUAAGCCACGACCUGAACGAUGGGGACACUGAUCCCACUCCCAGGUACUCGAGCUUAACGCCAAACAACCACGGGACGCGGUGUGCUGGCGAGAUCGCAAUGGUCGCCAAUAAUAAGAAGUGCGGAGUUGGAAUUGCAUUUAACGCCAAGAUCGGAGGAAUCAGGAUGCUGGACGGUCAAGGCGGGAGUGCCAUGGACCGUAUCGAGGGAGAGGCGCUUAAUUUCGCUCUGGACAAAGUGGACAUUUACAGUGCUUCUUGGGGACCGACUGAUGACGGUGUCACCGUUGAAGGACCGGGACGUCUUGCUCAGGAAGCGUUGGAGAGGGGUGUUAGGAAGGGUAGAAAAGGCAAAGGCGUGAUAUACGUUUGGGCGUCGGGCAACGGCGGCAACAAGGACGACUGCAGUUGCGACGGCUACACUUCGAGCGUGUUCACCCUGUCGGUGGGCAGCGCCUCCGAGCAAGGCCAGUUUCCGUGGUACGGCGAGCUCUGCCCGUCCACCCUGGCCUCCACCUACUCGAGCGGCGCCUACUCCGACCAAAUGAUCGCCACGACCGAUCUCCACAACUCGUGCACUGUCAAACACACCGGAACUUCAGCAGCAGCGCCAAUUGCAGCAGGAAUCAUCGCGCUCGUUCUUGAAGUGAACCCGAAGCUCACGUGGCGUGACGUGCAGCACCUGGUGGUCUGGACAGCUGACAUGACUCCUCUUGCGUACAACGAGGGUUGGAAAGUGAACGCCGCUGGCUUGCACGUCAAUCGUCGAUUCGGAUUCGGUCUCAUGGAUGCACUUGCCCUCACCAAAGCGGCCGCUAAUUGGACCACCGUGCCGCCGUGGAAGCACUGCACCAUUACACUCAAGGAAAUUACGAUGGGCGAUCUGCUCUCCUUUUCGACGGCAAGCUGCAAGCAGACAGUCAACUUUUUGGAGCACGUCGAGUUGAAAGCGACGAUCGAGCAUCCUGUUAGGGGACAACUCGAGAUUUUCCUCACGUCACCGGCAGGAACGCGCGUGCAGCUACUCGGCCGGCGUCCCGAGGACACUUCGAACCUCGGAUUUCACAACUGGAGCUUCAUGUCGGUGCACACUUGGGCCGAGAAUCCUGCAGGAGAGUGGACUGUGCAAAUCAUCGACUGGGCUGGUGGCGCAGUUUUGAGCGAGUGCCGACUGGUGUUGCACGGCACCGAGGAGCGCCCGCGCCACAUGGACAACAUGGACACACCAGGGAUGCGGACCACUUUGAAGCAGGAGUAUGCUCUCGGGAACGAGAUCGACGAUGAACUGCCAGUCGGCAAAGAGCACAAAGCAAACAGUAACUGGCAGGACCUCUGGAAGAACUGGUUCCGUCACAUGAUGUCUAAAGGUUACAUCGAAAACAACUGAUUAUGAGACGCGUUGGAUGCUCCGCCGAACCCUAUUCCUCUUCGUAGUCUUAAAAAAUUAUUUCCGUUGAUAGCUAUACGAAAAUAGAUCAGAUCCAGAUCCAGAAAGAUUAUAUUUUGUAAAGCCGAAAUUAUUUACAAUGGCUCUAAAAAACUUCAAGAAAUGCCUAUUUAAGCUAUUUAACAUAAUCAAAGCAGACAAAAAAUUCGUCCAGGUCAUAGAAUUUGUGGUGCAAGACUAUAUAGCUGCUUGACUGUAAAGAUGAACUCUUUACUAUCAUCAAUUAGCUUGAUUUAACUUGGAAGCGCGUUAAACAGCCUCGGUAUGAUGCUCGCUGGAUUUUGCACAGCCUGUUUAAAAUGACAAGGUUUAACGUAUAGGUCAUUAUCACAUACGUUCUUUUCUUUCCUACGAGUGGGUGUACCACCUUCAUUGGGAACAUCAAUUGAUGAUGACCUUUUUAGGGAAAUUAACAUUAUGACGGUUUAUUCCUUGCACAUCCUUGAAUGUAUGAGAUUUCUCGAAAAUUACCCUGUUGAUUUUCUAAAAUGUAGUGCUACAUUUGGGAUAGUCAACAGGGUACUAUUUAAGAAAUUUCAUACAUUCAAGGAUGCACAAGGAAUAAACCGUCAUAAUGUUAAUUUCCCUAGAAAGGACAUCAUCAAUUGAUGUUCCCAAUGAAGGUGGUAUACCCACUCGUAGUUGGAAAGAAAAUAACGCAUGUGAUAAUGACCUGUACGUUAAACCUUGUAAUUUUAAGCAGGCUGUGCAAAAAAAUCCAGAUUGUAAAGAGUUCAUCUUUAAAGUCAAGCAGCUAGUUUUGCACCACAAAUUCUAUGACCUGGACGAAUUUUUUGUCUGUGAUGAUGUUUAUUCCUUGUAUAUCCUUGAAUUUUUCAAAAAGUAUACCCUGUUGAUUUUCCUAAAUGUAGUGCUACAUUUUUGAAAAUCAACAGGGUACUUUUUGAGAAAUUCAAGGAUGUACAAAGAAUAAACCGCCAUAAUGUUAACUCCCUAAAACGGUCACGACACGACACUAGAUCCUUACCAGAUAAACAAAUAAUUGUUUUAUUUUUUUUUACACAAGCCAGACAACGGGGAGGAUGGCGAAAAUUAUUUGAUGUUUAGUCUCAAUUAUUAAAUGUCACAUAUAUGUAUAAUAUGGCUUAUUGUCAAGGAGUUGGACAAAUGUGAGAAAGGGCACCACUCCUAACAUACAACAUGGUAAGACGUUACUCAUUGGUGAUUGAGAAGACUCAUUCUGCCUGAUCUCAUUCAAAGGAAGCAUGUUAAAAAAUUGAUGUUGGUUACAAAGGAAAAAGCUGAUGGAAUAAAUUGAUGUCUAUAUAU